Molecule: messenger RNA, 2989 nt
Organism: Pangasianodon hypophthalmus (striped catfish)
Lineage: Eukaryota; Metazoa; Chordata; Actinopteri; Siluriformes; Pangasiidae
Exons: 17
Coding region: 41-2890 (949 amino acids)
Molecular function (GO): structural molecule activity
Source: RefSeq, a predicted model, not a curated record
CACUCACUCUCCAGUGCACAAUCAAAAAGCCUCCAUCAACAUGUCUGACACCUUCACAACAAGGGCUAGCUUCCCAUCAACAUUCUUGUCCAUCGGUGGCGGAGGUGGAAGCCGGGUCUGCAGCUUACGGGCCGGAAGUGUCCAUGGUGGAGCAGGAUGCUCCGGGAUUCACAUCUCCCGAGCCUCUCAGCCCUUGCCCAUUAGUGCAUCUAGAGUAAGCAUUGGUGGAGGCUUUGGCUCUGGUUUAGGUCUUGGUUCAGGUCUUGAUGUAGGUCUUGGGUCAGGUUUUGGUGCAAGCUCUGCUACAGUUUUAGGUGCAAGCUCUGAUGCAGGUUUUGGUUGUGGAUUUGGACAUGGUGCUGGGUUUGGAAGUGAUGUUGCAUACAAAUAUGGUUCUGGGUUCGGAGGGACCGUUGGAGAAGUGGCUGUUGGAAGCAUCGGCAAUGAGAAGUUCACCAUGAGCAUCCUCAACAACCGUUUGGCCUCCUACCUGAAGAAGGUGCAAUUGUUGGAAAAGGCCAAUGCAGAGCUUGAGCUGAAGAUCAGGCAAUUUGUGGACAGCAGGACUUCACCUAUUGCACGGGACUACACUGACUCCUUGUCUACCAUCAAUGAGCUCCAGGCUGAAAUUCUUGAUGCCAUUCAGUUCAAAAGUAGAGUCCAACUCAACCUUGACAAUGCCACCUUGGCUGCAGAUGACUUCAGAAUUAAGUAUGAGAAUGAGCUGGCCCUGCGACAGUCUGUUGAGGCUGAUAUCGCUGGGCUGAAGAGGCUGCUGGACGAUAUCAACCUGGGCAAGGCAGAGCUCACUCUGCAGAUUGACAUGCUGAAUGACGAGAAGGUCUACCUCAGGAAGAACCAUGAAGAGGAAAUGGCGACCACACGCAGCCAGAUGAAAGGACAAAUUCAUGUGGAGGUGGAAGCUGCACCACAGCAAGAUCUCACCAGCGUUCUGGAAGACAUCCGUGAUCACUAUGAGACCAUCGCUGCCAAGAACCGGAGAGAGCUCGAGGGCUGGUUCAAGGGCAAGUUGGAGACCCUGAAACAAGAGGUUGCUACCAGCACACAGACCAUAGAAACCUCCAAAACAGAAAUGAGUACGGAGAAAACCAAAGUGCAGGGCCUGGAACUCGAGCUCCUGUCUGUUCUGGCCGUGAAAGCAUCGUUGGGGGCAAAACUCUCAGAAACACAGGCUUUCUGCGCUGAGCAGUUAUCAGGAUACCAACUGCAGGUAAUGAGUCUGGAGGAACAGCUGCUGCAGCUUCGCGCCGAUCUGGAGCGCCAAGGUUUUGAUUAUCAGUCGCUGCUGGACAUCAAGUCCAGACUGGAGCUGGAGAUCGCCGAGUACAGAAGACUGCUGGAUGUAGGGGUCAUCGGAAGCAACUUAUUCGAUACUGGAGAGCGCGCUGGAGAGAACGCGGGAGAGAACGCGGGAGAGAACGCUGGAGAGAACGCUGGAGAGAACGCAGGAGAGAACGCUGGAGAGAACGCUGUUAUCAAACCCGGACCUCCGAUUGAUCCCUAUUGGAGGUCAAGUUCCACAGCUAAGCCCGAGUAUAAAAAGGAGACUCGAUAUGUUUAUUCUCUCACCCUCUGUUUCGAGUCGAAUCGUCAGACGGUGAGUUACAAGCGAAAGAACGGCAGCAUGGCAAGUUUCUUCUCCAGCUCCUCUAUGACCGGUAGAUCCUCCAGGUCGAGCCGGGUCGUGGGUGCUUCUCGUGCCGUCAGUGUUUAUGGAGGAGCGGGAAGUUCAGACGUGCGAAUCUCCGCCGCACCCUUCAGGUUCUCGCAGGUCCAUUACGGCUCCCUGGGCUCGGAUGACUCUGCAGUGAUCGGAAACGAGAAGCUGACGAUGCAGAACCUGAAUGACCGUCUGGCCUCCUACCUGGCGAAGGUACACAGUCUGGAGAAGGCCAACACCGAACUGGAGCUCAAGAUCCGCCAGUUCCUUGACAGCAAGACAUCACCCAAGGCUCGAGACUACUCUGCCCACUUCGCCACCAUCAGUGACCUGCAGAACAAGAUCUACACAGCUAUCCACCUGAAGGGAGGAGUGCUCCUCAGCAUGGAGAACUCACGCCUGGCCAUGGAGGACUUCAAGGUUAAGUAUGAGAACGAGUUGGCGAUGCAUCAGACGGUGGAGGGCGACAUCGCCGGGCUGAAGCGGCUGCUCGAGGAUCUCAAAUUGUCUAAGCAGGACCUGAAUCUGCAGCUGGAAGGGCUGAAGGAGGAACUCGCCUUCCUCAAAAAGAACCACGAGGAGGAGAUGAUAUUGGCGCGUCAGCAGAUGAGCGGGCAGGUACACGUGGAGGUCGACGCCGCGCCUCAGGAGGACCUCACUAAAGUCCUGGCGGAACUUCGUGAACAUUACGAAGCGGUCACUGCGAGAAACAAGAGAGAAGUGGAGAACUGGUUCAAAGCCAAGACAGAGACUCUGAAACAUGAGGUGGUCACUAAGACUGAGAACCUGCAGACGUCUCGAACCGAAAUCAAAACCCUGAAAUCGCGUCUGCAGGCUCUGGAGAUCGAGCUGCAUUCCCUGCUGUCCAUGAAAGCAGGGUUGGAGAGCACGCUGAAUGACACGAAGGCGCGUUACUCCAUGCGUCUGUCUGCGUACCAAACACAGGUGAUGAAUCUGGAGGAGCAGCUGGUGCAGCUUCGGGCUGAUCUGGAGCGUCAGUCUCGGGAGUAUCAGUUACUGCUGGACAUCAAGACCAGACUGGAGCUGGAGAUCGCUGAGUACAGGAGACUGCUGGAUGGAGAAGCAACCACUACGAAGACAACGUCCACCAGCACUUCGAGGACUAAGGUGAUCACAGUGGUGGAGGAGGUGGUGGACGGGAAGGUGAUCUCCUCCUCAUCAUCCAGUUCCUCCUACGUUAAAAAAUGAAGCUGAGAGUCGGCUCCAGAGCUCCAGAGCGCCUUCGUGUGGCCGAGAGAAACACGGCACUGUCUCACCUGAAUAAACACUAAAACCCACUGCAGCUCA